AGGUGUAUGGUGCAUGUAUGUGUGAAGACGGUAGGCGCUGUGAUAUCGAUCGCACGUAAUAUUGCGCGCUACGAGACCGUGUUCCGACCUAAACUCUCCAACGCCCGGCGCCCCUCGUGUGUUCCACUUGCUCCGGUAUAGUACAACCGCCUACAGACGUACGAUUUAUGGCGUGAAUAGAGAUACCGUGUCUGUGCAUGUGUGCGCGCCACGCCGGUCUCUUUGUUAAAACGUUGCAUCAAGUGAGAUGGGUAGAUUCGCUGAUAGCCAUGAUGACGACAUGAUGACGCUUGUUCGAUACGGUGGAUUGCUGCACAGGCUGAACAAUAGUAUAAACGGAAUUUGAGAUUACUCCGAGGAUAAUGUGGGGAAGAGCAAAUAUGGCGGCCGUGAUCCUUCUUCUAGGAUGGCUAUAUGUUUUCGCUCGCGCAGAAGCCGGCAAUGCUGAAGUAACGUCCACCGAGACCGAGGCGGAAACUAUUCUUGAGCGAGCGGUCACGUGGCUGUGGAGUCAACGGGACAAAGAUGCCGGUUGGGGUAACGAUACGCAUCGAGUACUCCUAGUCCUUCGUCUGGCGAAUCUCUCCCACGACGACAAUGUCACGCCGUCGGCGCCACCACUGGAGCUGCAACUCACCGCCAAGCAGAUGGAACUGGAAAUCGUGCUUUUGCUCUGGAGGUAGAUCUGCGAGAUAUAAUCAAAUAGGAUUUUUUUAGAAAAAUGUUUUUCUUUUAUUUUCUUCUCUCUCUCUCUCUCUCCCUCUUCCUCUCUCCCCACC
Molecule: messenger RNA, 779 nt
Organism: Formica exsecta
Lineage: Eukaryota; Metazoa; Arthropoda; Insecta; Hymenoptera; Formicidae
Exons: 3
Coding region: 363-683 (106 amino acids)
Source: RefSeq, a predicted model, not a curated record